Molecule: messenger RNA, 3251 nt
Organism: Ornithodoros turicata
Lineage: Eukaryota; Metazoa; Arthropoda; Arachnida; Ixodida; Argasidae
Product: lysosomal alpha-mannosidase-like
Exons: 25
Coding region: 78-3113 (1011 amino acids)
Biological process (GO): mannose metabolic process
Cellular component (GO): lysosome
Molecular function (GO): alpha-mannosidase activity; carbohydrate binding
Source: RefSeq, a predicted model, not a curated record
GAGGUUAUGGCAUUUUGAGUGCUAGAUUUUAUACAGUGUACAGCUAUUUCAGAAGAUUCAUACAUUUGCCAGACGUCAUGAGGAAGAUGCCUACUUUGCCACCUAUACAGACCCUGUUUGAAACAGAGGCAGCACCCAGCCUGAGGAUUGUGGCACCAGACAUGGCACAUCUAACCGCAGCAACAUUUCUGUUGGCUAUCAUUACGUCAGUUCUACAGGCAGCUCGAGGGGACACAGCAACGUGUCUACAUCACAAAUUCUGCCCCAAGCCAGAACCAGAUAAACUCAACAUACACUUCGUCUGCCACAGCCACAAUGAUGCCGGAUGGCUUCAAACAGUCGACGAACUCUUCCGCGGACCCAUUUCAGUCAUUUAUAACAGUACCGUAGAGGCACUACUGGCCAAUCCUGCGAGACAAUACAUCAGUGCCGAGAACGUCUUCUUUUCACGCUGGUUCAAAAGCCAGCUGCCGCCAAAGCAGGAACAAAUUUCGCAUCUUGUUUAUUCAGGACAGCUACAGUUUGUCGGCGGCGGAUGGACGCAGAACGACGAGGCGACGACGCAUUACACCGCUAUCAUCGAUCAGCUCACUCUAGGGCUGCGUUUCCUCAACGACACUUUCGGAAGAUGCGGAAGAGUAAAAGUGGGGUGGCAGAUUGACCCGUUCGGUCACUCUCAGGCUCAGGCCUCGAUAUUUGCUCAGAUGGGAUAUGAUGGCCAAUUUCUCGGACGCGUCAGCAGAUGGGAGUACUACAGCAGAAGCAAUUCCAAAGGGAUGGAGUUUAUAUGGAAGACCUCAUCAAUACGUGGUAGGCCAGCCGAUAUCUUCACGGGAAUCAACUAUAAUCUUUAUCAUGCUCCAGGGUUCCUCUGCGUCACAAAUACAGGCUGCUACAUGGAUAAAUCCCCGAAAGGCCUCGACGAAACGGGCAAAUCUCUCCUCAGCGAGUUUGAAACACUGAGCAACGUGUACAGCACAAAUAACAUAAUGGUCACUAUCGGCGACGACAUGUCGUUUCAACGGGCUCACAAGUGGUUUGAGCAAGUGGACUAUACAGUGAAUGCCAUCAACACUGCUGCAAAGCAAUGGAACUAUAAAGCAAGAGCUUACUACUCCACACCAGCAUGUUACAUGGCAGCACUGUAUCAGGCCAAUAUGUCAUGGCCCGUGCGCCGCGGCGACCUGUUUCCUUUUGGAGAUCACGAGCACAGAUACUGGACGGGGUUUUACACCUCUCGACCAAACCUAAAGUUCUAUGCACGCUAUGCCAAUGGAUUUUUGCAGGCCUGCAAGCAGCUCUCAGUGCUCAGAGGGAAAUAUGAUUCACGAGUUGACAAGCUUAAGGAGGCAGUGGCAAUUCUGCAGCACCACGACGCAAUAACCGGAACCUCAAAACGUUCUGUAGCUGAGGAUUAUCGAAGAAUGCUCUGGGGAGGCAUACAAGCAUGUGAAGAAGUGAUGAGAGAGGCCAUGGCAUCUCUAAUGUACCAGGAUGACCAGCACAUCAAGGACAGCCUAAGCUUCUGCCACGCCCUGAACAUCAGCGAGUGCUUUGUCUCCGAAAGCAACCGUGCGUUCACUGUUGUCAUCUAUAAUCCGUUUGCUCAUGAAGUCACCCACUAUGUGAGGCUUCCAAUAACGAGGAAUUACUUGUAUGAAGUCCUCAACCACAAAGGAGAAAAGAUCCCUUCUCAGAAUGUCCUGCUCGACACUGGCGUACGGAGCAUACCGGAGAGAAGGAGUACUGCUGAGCAUGAGCUUGUGUUUUCUGCAAGGCUUCCAGCACUGGGAUACAGCACUUUCUAUGCUGCAUUGCUCCCAAUUUUCCAAGAAACAAAUACUGCCAGCAUAGAUACUACGAGCGAAGAGACAUACAUAUCCAACGACUUCUACGACGUAGAGAUGGACCAAGCAACGGGACUGAUAAGGCAGAUAACAAUAAAAAGACUGAAGGCGGACAUGAGGCUGCAACAGUCCUUCUAUCUGUACAACAGCUCUGGCUACAAUUCAGAGCUUGGAAAUCAGCCCGGAGCUUAUGUCUUCAAUCCAGAUAAAGACACUCCACAUGAUUUGGGAGGCAAAGUGUCCUUCAGGGUCAUAAAGGGCCCCGAAGUACAGGAGAUCCAACAGAUAUUCAAUGAGUGGAUCACACAGGUCGUCCGGCUCUACAAGGACAGAAGUACCAUUGAGUUUGAGUGGGUCGUUGGUCCCCUUCCGAUUGGUUACGGCUCCGAUAUCGUGACCAGAUACGAGAGCGAUAUAGCCAACAAUGGGGUUUUCUACACAGAUUCCAACGGGAUGCAAGAUGUUAAACGAAGUCUGGCUGCUUCGUCCAAAGCAGAACCCACAGCAAGCAGUUACUACCCAGUCACGUCUUGGAUAUACAUCCAGGAUCAGCAGUACGACGUACAGAUGACCGUUGUCACCGACAGGGCUCAAGGCGGGACAAGCAUUGACCGUGGGUGCAUUGAACUAAUGGUUCACAGGCAACACGUAACAGAUGACCAUCUCGGUCUUGAAGAGACCCUGAACGACAGAGGCGCAGAUGGCAAAGGAAUCAUUGUUCGAGGCAAACAUUUCCUGCAUGUUGGAAACAUCGAAGAAUCGCGUCACACUAUUCGAAACUUGGCACUGCGCCAGGUCUACCGGCCAGUGACAAUGUUCUCCAUGAUGCCUGGUGGUCACAUCCCGACGACUCACUAUUCCGCAUUACAAGAACCCAUGCCGAUAGAGGCUCAUCUGCUGACAUUGGAAUCUGUUCGUUCGGAGCAAGUUAUUAUUCGACUUGAGCAUCACCUGCUACAAAAUGCUCUCAACGUGACCCUCUCCAACCUCCUGAAACCGUGGCUCUUAACCAACAUUCAGGAAACUCUAUUGGGAGCCAAUGAAUAUAAAAGGGAGCGGCUUCAUCUCGACUGGAAACAAUAUGUCAGACGCUACUCAGGGCAACACCUCACAGCACUUGUUACUGAGGGGGCCUAUCCCAUGGGCAGCAAGUUACUGGUUGCCUUACAUCCAGGACAAAUAAGAACAUUUCUGGUUGAACUGGUGCCAAGAGAGGCCAGAGAGUCUGAUCCAGACGUGGCAGGUUCACGUGGAAAGACAGGAUAGUACAUGGUUCCAGCUGAUAUUAUAAGAUUUUGUGAAAAGAUUUUGUUCCAGUUGUAAUUGUUAUGUUAAUGCUACUGCAACUGUAACAUAAUGUAAUAUAUAUAUUCCUCCAGUGCAUCAUAAAUAAUAUGGUAUACA